Cutaneotrichosporon oleaginosum is the source of this 2662-nucleotide messenger RNA. RefSeq lists its product as uncharacterized. Gene Ontology annotation, biological process: transmembrane transport. NCBI's taxonomy places the organism in Eukaryota, Fungi, Basidiomycota, Tremellomycetes, Trichosporonales, Trichosporonaceae. The record is from RefSeq and is a predicted model, not a curated record. Gene Ontology annotation, cellular component: membrane. Gene Ontology annotation, molecular function: transmembrane transporter activity.
CGACGACACCGACAUCGACAUCGACGACGAUCACCACGACCGUCGCAGUUUUAUCUCGUCAUCAAAGGCACGGUUGAUCGCCCCGCCCGAUCCCCCACCCCGCGGCUCCGCCGGAUUCCCGCGCACCGCAGCGCGCAGAGCCUUCAAGACUAAAGUGUCAAACGCUGCGCCGAGACAUCCACCCACGCCACCGCCACUGCCAUGCCCUCGCCCACAUCCCGGCGCCCGGCGCACGAGCGCGCGUCCUCGUCGUCCUCGCACCCGCGCCCGCAGCAAGCCACGUUCGUGAACGGCGGCAACCCGCUGGCGCCGCGCCUGGCCGGCGGCCUGAUGGAGCGCGAGACGCAGUACGACGCGGAGAGCGAGGGCGCCCGCUCGCCCUCGGCGUCGCCGACCCGCAGCCGCAGCCGGCCGGUCGGCACGCCCACGCCGGCUGGGCGCGCCGCCGCCCACGAGCACGACCGCGAGGACGAGGACGAGGACGGGGACGGGGACGCCCCGCGCGGCCAGAGCUGGGAUAAUGUCCGCGACGGCUCGAUUUCGCGGCGCCCCGCGUGGCGCCGCCCCAGCCCCCGCUGGGUCCUCCCCUUCGUCCUCGGCGUCACCCUCUCGCUGGGCAUGACGCUCGCCGUCCGCGCCGAGCUCUACCUCGACCUCGCGUGUCUCGUGCAUCCCCCGCGCACCCCGGCGUCCGUAUACCCCGUGUCGCUCGAGAGCAGCGGCGCCGCGCUCGACGCCACGCCCCUCUGGCCGACGGAUGUCGUCGCGCACGCGCACGGCAAUUUCUCCGUCGCCGCCGCCGCUGUGGACACGCCCGCGCCCGCGCCAGGCCUCACCCCCGCCGAGCGCUGGUUCCGGUGGGCGCAGCACGACAUAUUCUCGUACCUCGAAGGCCGGCGCGACGGGGGCGGCGGCGGCGGCGACGGCGACGGCAGCAUCCCGCUCCCGUCGGACCCGGAGCCCGGCAAGCCGCGGCCCACGCCGUUCCCCGAAAUCGACCCGGCGCAGUGCAAGCGCGACGCGGGCGUGCAGCAGGCGUCGGCGCGCCUGACGCAGAUCAUUGCCGUCGUCUCCGGCCUGCUCUCGGCGAUCACGACGGGCUGUUGGGCAGCCUACUCUGACCGCCGGGGGCGCCGCAUCGUGCUCGCCAUCACGGAAGUAGGCUUGCUGCUGAACGACAUCUGCUUCCUCACGAUCGCGCGGCACCCGCGCCUCGUCGUGCAGUCGCGCCUGUGGAUCCUGCUCCUCGGCCCGGCGAUCGACGGCCUCCUCGGCGGCUUCAGCACGAUCGUGGCCGCGAUGCACGCCUACAUCUCCGACGUGACGCCGGACGGCUCGCGCGCGACCGCGUUCUCCCGCCUCGGCGCAGCGAUUAUGGCGGGUAUGGCCGUCGGCCCCGUGCUCGGCUCGGCGCUGAUUAACGCAACCGGCUCGCUCCUCGCCCCCUUCUACAUCUCCAUCACGGUGCAUGCGCUCUGGGUUGUGCUCAUCCGCUUCCUCCUCCCCGAGAGCUUGAGCAGCGACUCGCGCGACAUCCUGCGCAAGCGCGCCAAGGUCGCGAGUGCGGCGCAGCGCGAGCGCGACGCCGUCGAGCGCGCGUGGGAGCACGACGGCGAUGGCGUCCCCAACGACGGGGACUCGAGCUUCUCCCGCAUCGCGGCGCCCGUGCGUGGCAACCGCACCGCGCGCCGCGCCAUGGGCUUUGCGCGCCGCAUUGGCCGCCGCGCCGUCCUCCCCCUCCAGCCCCUCGGCGUGUUCUGGCCACAGAAGGACGAGGACGGGCGCAGGAACUACAACCUCCUCCUCAUGGGAGUUCUUAACUUUGUCAUUGCCAAUAUGAUGGGCGCCGUCGCCGUCAAAGCAAACUACACGUUCUGGGCGUUCGGGUGGUCGCCGGCCCAGCUCGGCCCGUACCUAAGCUACAUGAGCGUGUGCCGCCUGCUUGUGCUCCUCGUGAUCCUCCCGCUCAUCCUGCGCACCGUCAAGCCCUUCUUCCGCGAACCGGCGUUCGACGAAGCAGCGUCCGAACGCACGCCGCUGCUCUCGGCGCGCGAUGGCAGCCCCGGCGCGUCGGGCAUCUCGGCCGUGUCCGUGUCCGCGGCCUCGGGCGUCUCCGCCACCUCGGACGCGCCAAAGCCCAAACCCAAACGCUCCGCCAAGCUCGACCUCUGGAUCGUGCGCGUCUGCCUCUUCCUCGACAUGUGCGGAUACCUCAUGAUGGGGUUGAACGGCGCGGACAGCGUCGCCCUCUUCUUGGCGGGCAGCACCGUCGCGUCGCUCGGCACGCCGAGCGCGCCCGUCGCCAACUCGCUCGCCCUCAGCUUCCUCCCGAACCGGCACGACGUCGGCCGCCUCUUCGGCGGCAUGGCGGUGCUGCAUGCCAUCGGCACGAAUCUCGUCGCGCCCAUGGUCUUCUUCUCCAUCUUCUCCGCGACGGUCGCGACGUACGCGCCCACCAUCUUCCUCGUGGCUGCGUCGCUCGUGUUUGUUGGCCAAGCGACUGUGUGGCUUGUACGCACGCCACGCCGCGAAGACGAGGAGCGCGGGCGCGGGCGCGGCGUGCGCCAGACCCGCGCCGCAGCCGAGUAGAGCGCCCCGGCCAGAUGUGUAGACUCUGAUAAAUUAUUCAUACAGCAUAAUGCCCGUAAUGUAUCGAUCUGCC